Molecule: messenger RNA, 2067 nt
Organism: Fragaria vesca subsp. vesca
Lineage: Eukaryota; Viridiplantae; Streptophyta; Magnoliopsida; Rosales; Rosaceae
Exons: 5
Coding region: 718-1668 (316 amino acids)
Molecular function (GO): DNA binding
Source: RefSeq, a predicted model, not a curated record
AAACAGUGGCUUACCACCCCAUUUAGUUCUGUAAUCGAAACAGGAAAACAGAAGGUGUAGACUUUCAGAAGGUUUAGACUUUAGAGAGUUCAGGGUCGGAGUUGGAACAGUAGUACUGGUGAAGAUGAGUUGGGAAAAGUGAGAGGAAUGUCAUAUCUUGGACCUCAGAUUUAAGGGUAAGGAAGUUUGAGGUGUCUUCUUGCAAGGGAGCUAGGCUUGCUUUGCACUGCAUCUGCAUGGUUUGGAGGGUAUAGAUAGAAGAAGAGAAGGGAUCAUGAAGAAGAAGAGUGGAGGAGGAAGAAAAGGAUUCAGAGGACUGGUGCUUUUGUUGCUAUGAUGGUGGAAAUCUUAUGAUCUGCGAACACCAGGGUUGCUUAAAAGUGUAUCAUCCAGGAUGUGUAGGAAAAAAGGAAAACUCCAUGUACUCUGGAAAGCGCUGGACUUGUAGUAAGAAACUUAACUCACUGAGGGUCCAGAGACCUUGUAAUAUCUUCUCUGCAACCCAUAAAUUUGACCACUUUGUAAACCAAGGAGCAGAUAGACUUGGAGGAUCAAGAUGAAUGGCUAUUUAAAGAAUAUUGGGAGAUUGUAAAAGAAAAAGAAGGAUUGACUUCAGGUGAUGUUUAUUCAGCAAAUACCGAUUUGAAGAAGAGAGAAAAUCAAAGUUCCAGAGUUUCACCAGUAAUUAUUAGCGAGAGUGAUGAAAGUGAGGACUUAAUGUCAGAUAGCGACACUAGUGGCACUGGUGUUGCAGAAAUUCUGAAGCAAAUGAGAACAAGGAAAGCAUCUAAGCGGCUGGAGUUUAUAGGAUGGGGUUCUGAACCUCUCAUCAAGUUCUUAAAAUCCAUUGGGAAGGAUACAACCGAAAAGUUGUCUCAGUUUGAUUUGGACAAAAUUAUCUACAACUACAUGAGAGAUAAUGAGCUUUAUGACACCAAAAACAAGAGAAAGGCUCUAUGUGAUCAAAGUCUGCAAUCCAUUUUCAGAAAAAAAUCUGUACUCUUAGAAAAGAUAUAUGGUCUUCUAUGGGAACAUCUUGCUGAGAACGUAACAGAGGAUAGCGAAAGCGAUGAUGAAGAUGAAAUCAAAUUGUUAGAUAAGAACAAAGGUACUGCACAUGACCACAAGAAGAGAAGAGUGAGCUCUGAUACAACCAUAGCAUCUGAUGAACAGAAAGCGAGUCCUAGAUUCCAAAAGAGCUGUUUCGCAUCUAUCGUUACUGAGAAUUUGAAGCUUGUUUACAUAAAGAGGACCUUACUGGAGAAGUUACUGAAGGAGCCUGACCAUUCGGAAAGUAAGAUACUGGGGAGUUUUGUAAGAGUGAAAAAUGAUUCCCUAGACUACCUUCAGAGAAGUACUCACCAACUUUCACAAGUUAAAGGUAUUGUGUGUACUUGCAGUCAAUAUCAGGCGAUGCGUUUUGUUACUGAUGUCAAACCUUGUCGUUUGGAUGCUUUGACAUGCAAAGUUAGUGAUGUAUCUAUACUUUAUAAGCCUAAAACCAUCUUUGAUUGGAUAUACCCCAAUGAGAUUAUCAUAAGACUGAUCUUCAGCAAAGGAGAUAUAAUCUUGAUACCUCCAUUGGCUUUUAAGUCCACUAAGAGUCUUUUGGUUUGCUUUGUUCUAUUUCCUUGCAGGCAUAAAGGAAAUCUUAGCAACCAAUGGUGAGGGCAGUAAAAUUCUACUGCAAGUUUCCUAUUUUGUAAAAGAUAUUCCCCUUUCUCUACUUUCAGAUUCAGACUUCAGUCGGGUAAUUGAUGUGUUGGAAGUCUUCACUUCUCCAAAUUUCAAAGCUGAACCUAUUAAUGUUAAUGUCUACAUAGAAAGCUGGGAAUGUAACUUUUUAAGCCUCAGCAUUUUAGAUAUUUGGUUCUUGAUAUGAUAUUCUUAGAGCUCUUAUCUCGAGUAAGGGUUAACCUUAGGAAACAUUUAGCGAGUGAUUAUGCAUACAUGGACAUGUAUGUGGUCUUUAUUGCACUAUAUUUGCAAUUUUUCAUCUACUAUUUCUUACCAACUGCCUCCUGCAUCUAUAUAUAUAACGUACUCAAAAUUGAGAGUUAAUAAUUC